UCCAGCAGAUAGAGGCGGCAGCAUGCUGAGCGCAGCCGCCGCACAAUGCCAUAUACAAACUCACUCGAGCGGUAGAAGAUUUCUUUACCUUCAUGCCACCGCAGUGGUGACAACGUCGGGCAGACACACAGAGCCAAAGAUCAACAACACAGGGGUCAAACAUCAGCAGCCGCUCCAGUGAUCCGCUCUGCACAUUCAGCCAGGAGAUUUCUCACACGCAAACCUGAAGAGAUGAGCAAGAAGAUGGAGGAUGAGGCGGUGGUGGACCAGGGAGCGUCCUUACUCAAGCACAUCUGUGACGAGGAGGAGGUAGAGGGUCACCACACCAUUUAUAUUGGCAUGCAGGUGCCGAAGAGCUACCGGCGAUGGAGGCGCCACCGUCGGCGAACCAGCCACAAGGACAGAAAGGAGAGAUUGAUGGAGAACGUCUAUGACAAGUCGGACACAGAAAACAACGAUGAGGCCAGCAACAGCCUCCUCAAACCUCUCUUCUCGCCAGCAGCUGAGAGGGUCCGCAACAUCCUUGGGGAAGAAGAUGACGGGCCAGCACCACCACAACUCUUCACUGAGUUGGAUGAGCUUCUUUCUGUGGAUGGACAGGAGAUGGAGUGGAAGGAGAUGGCCAGGUGGAUCAAGUUUGAGGAGAAGGUAGAGAAAGGAGGUGAACGCUGGAGUAAACCCCACGUGGCCACGCUGUCCUUACAUAGCCUUUUUGAACUGCGGACGUACAUAGAGAAGGGCACCAUCAUGCUGGACAUGGAAGCUUCCACUCUGCCUCAGGUUGUUGAGUUGAUCACUGACAACCAGAUAGAGAUCGGCCAGCUGAAACCAGAACUGAAGGAGAAAGUGAUGUACACGUUGCUACGGAAACAUUCUCACCAGACCAAAAAGUCCAACCUGCGCUCUCUGGCUGACAUCGGAAAGACGGUCUCCUGUGCAAGUAGGCUGUUUUCCAACCAGGAAAACGAUAGUCCCGCCACAACUCACCGGAACCUGGCCUCCAGAAGCCUGAGUGACAUUUCUGACAAACCGGAAAAAGACCAGCUGAGGAACAAGUUCAUGAAGAAGUUGCCGAGAGACGCGGAGGCCUCCAACGUGCUGGUGGGGGAGGUGGAUUUCCUGGACGCGCCAUUUGUGGCGUUUGUUCGUCUGCAGCAAGCUGUGAUGCUGGGAGCCUUAACAGAGGUUCCUCUUCCCACAAGAUUUUUAUUCAUCUUGCUUGGUCCCAAAGGCAAAGGGAAGUCGUACCAUGAGAUCGGCAGAGCGAUCGCCACGCUGAUGUCAGAUGAGGUCUUUCAUGACAUUGCGUACAAGGCCAAGGACAGACAAGACCUGCUGGCUGGUAUCAAUGAGUUCCUGGAUGAGGUGAUCGUGCUUCCUCCUGGAGAGUGGGAUCCGGCCAUCAGGAUAGAGCCUCCGAAAACACUGCCUUCCUCCAACAAAAGGAAGAACAUGUAUGCAGGAGGCGACUCUCAGAUGAAUGGAGAUAUGCCCCAUGAUGGAGGUCACGGAGGAGGGGGACAUGCUGUAGGGGACGAGCUAAAGAAGACUGGAAGGUUUUGUGGGGGCCUCGUACUUGACAUCAAAAGAAAACUGCCUUUUUUUGUCAGUGACUUCACAGAUGCACUUCACAUUCAGGCCUUGUCGGCCAUUUUGUUUAUUUACCUGGGAACUGUGACAAACGCCAUCACUUUCGGUGGUCUGCUGGGAGAUGCUACAGAAAACAUGCAGGGCGUGUUGGAGAGUUUUCUGGGCACAGCGAUCACCGGGGCUGUUUUCUGCCUGUUGGCUGGCCAGCCUCUCACCAUCCUCAGCAGCACUGGUCCUGUUCUUGUGUUUGAACGGUUGCUCUUCAAUUUCAGCCGAGAUAAUGCAUUUGACUACCUGGAGUUCCGUCUGUGGAUCGGGCUGUGGUCAGCGUUCUUCUGCCUGCUGCUCGUCGCCACCGACGCCAGCUUCUUGGUUCAGUAUUUCACCCGGUUCACCGAGGAGGGCUUCUCCUGUCUCAUCAGCUUCAUCUUCAUCUACGAUGCCUUCAAGAAGAUGAUCAAAUUAGCUCACCACUAUCCCAUCAACUCUGAAUUUAGGAUGGAUUAUGUCACACAAUAUGACUGCCUCUGUAUGGCCCCUUCUGUUCUAGAGAACAGCACAGACAUCGGUGAUCCUUUAGAAGGUACUUCAAUCUGGUACUGGAACAACACUGAUCUGCCAAUGAACACCACGUGGUCAUCGCUCACAAAAUCAGAGUGUUUGAAGUACAAAGGCGAGCUGGUGGGAAAUGCCUGCGGAUUUGUUCCAGACAUCACGCUCAUGUCCUUCAUCCUGUUCUUUGGCACUUACACGACCUCCAUGUGUCUGAAGAAGUUCAAGACCAGCCGGUUUUUCCCCACCACCGUGAGGAAACUCAUCAGUGACUUUGCCAUCAUCCUAGCCAUCCUCAUCUUCUGUGGAGUUGAUAUGCUUGUAGGAGUCGAUACUCCCAAACUCAUUGUGCCAACUGAAUUUAAGCCAACAAGUCCUAACCGGGGCUGGUUCGUGCCCCCGUUCGGAGGAAACCCCUGGUGGGUUUACCUGGCGUCAGCUCUUCCUGCCCUUCUGGUUACUAUACUGAUCUUCAUGGACCAACAGAUUACUGCUGUGAUAGUCAACAGGAAGGAGCACAAGCUGAAGAAAGGGGCAGGUUACCAUCUGGAUCUGUUCUGGGUGGCCAUUCUGCUGGCGGUUUGCUCUUUCAUGGGCCUGCCGUGGUACGUGGCCGCCACCGUCAUCUCGAUCGCUCACAUCGACAGUCUGAAGAUGGAAACCGAAACAUCGGCUCCUGGAGAGCUGCCAAAGUUCCUGGGUGUGAGAGAGCAGAGGGUCACUGGUGUGUGUGUGUUCCUUCUGACAGGACUGUCUGUAUUUAUGGCUCCUAUUUUAAAGUUUAUACCCAUGCCAGUGCUCUAUGGAGUCUUCCUAUACAUGGGAGUUGCCUCUCUCAAUGGAGUGCAGUUUAUGGAUCGUCUCAAGCUGCUUCUCAUGCCAGCAAAGCAUCAGCCGGACCUGAUUUACCUGCGACACGUUCCCCUCAGGAAGGUCCACCUUUUCACCUUCUUGCAGGUCCUUUGCUUGGCUAUGCUCUGGAUCCUCAAGUCCACUGUGGCUGCUAUUAUAUUCCCUGUCAUGAUCCUUGCUCUGGUAGCCGUCAGAAAAGCGAUGGACUACAUGUUCUCCCAGCAUGAUCUCAGCUUCCUGGAUGAUGUCAUCCCAGAGAAGGACAAGAAGAAGAAAGAGGACGAGAAGAAAAAGCAAAAGCGAGGCAGCAUAGACAGCGAUGCUGAAGACGAGAGAAGUCCCCAUCAUUCCUUGAAUCACACACAUCGUGCUGAGCAGCUUCGCUACUACCAGGCCAACUGUUUGUCCAGCCCUGAGAUGAGUCCGCUGAAGUCUGUUGUGCCUCAGAUUAGAAUAGACAUGGACCCAGACGAUGAUAAUUCUAAUUCAUUCUACUGGAAGAGCAGAGGAUCUGAAACGUCUCUGUAAAGCAGCGAACCACCACCAGGCACUAAAACCAUUUCUUUGCAACCUUGUCUUGGUAUUUUUCUCCCAGCUAUACAGUCAGUGGUCUUUGUUUUCUGACUCAAACACUGUUUAAUGUAACUCCUUACUACUCUUCUAUGCAACUCAUCCCACAUAUCGCUGAUCAACGGUAAAUGCUGCAGCUCUUUCUGACUUUCUGACCACGCAUGGAACACCCUUUCUGCUCUUUUUAUAUAAGUAUAUAAAUAUCAUCUGUCUUGAUUUUUUUUACAUAUAUAAAUUACUCUAAUAAUAUUUUCCUGUAGCAGGAAAAUUAUGUUUUUAUAGCUCUACCUCUUGUUUUAGAUCAAUCUUAUUUUAAACAAAUGCAACAUGUUGAUUUUUGACACAGCAUGGAGUUUUGAUAUUUUCUCUGUCCUCUUGUAUAGUUGAAAUGAUUCAAGCGAUUCACUCUUAUAGUGUGUGAAGGAAACGUGUGCAAAUAGAUCUUUUAAGUUAAUUAAACAGUUAAUUAAUGCAUAUUUUUAUCUGCAGAUGAGGUACAUAUUUUUAUUAUCACUUUUGAUUGCUUCACCUUCUCUUUCUAAUUUUCUGAAUCUUUCUUUCAAGGCUUCACUUCAUUGUUUUUGUUACUUGUUUAAAUUAAAUCAAUUUCUGUAUCUUUUUUUUUUCAUUUUUUAUGAUCAUAUUUUGUGUAUCAUGGUAACCUUUUCUUGUGUCCUUCAUUUUUCUUUCUUUGUGGCUAGAAAACAGUUCAGCUAAAUGUAAGCAUCCGAUUUUCCUCAGCCAAACUUAAACGCUAAGUAGGAGUGCAUAUUGUGUAAUUGCUUGUGCUACACAAACUCCUUUACCUAAAGUGGCUUAUAAGAGAUUGAACCAGACAUGAAAUUUCAUGGUAACGAUAUGACAAAUGAGAAGGAAAUCAAAUUCAUGUAAGCUCCAUGUGGUGGAACAGCUUCAGUCCACAGC
This is a messenger RNA of Larimichthys crocea (large yellow croaker), 4488 nucleotides long. It is a transcript of the gene slc4a4a, whose product is annotated as solute carrier family 4 member 4a. Bases 232 to 3522 code for a protein of 1096 amino acids. Lineage: Eukaryota; Metazoa; Chordata; Actinopteri; Sciaenidae. Gene Ontology annotation, molecular function: monoatomic anion transmembrane transporter activity; sodium:bicarbonate symporter activity; solute:inorganic anion antiporter activity. Gene Ontology annotation, biological process: monoatomic anion transport; bicarbonate transport; transmembrane transport. The record is from RefSeq and is a predicted model, not a curated record. The transcript has 26 exons. Gene Ontology annotation, cellular component: plasma membrane; basolateral plasma membrane.